GGUCUGAUAGGAUCACUUGGCCGGAAGGUCUAGGGCGGAUGAUUUGGUAUUAGCCGAGAUGGCGGCUGCUGCAGCGAGUAGGGGGAUCCGUGCCAAAUCGGGCCUCCGUGAGAUUCGUAUCCACUUAUGCCAGCGCUCGCCCGGAAGCCUGGGAGUCAGGGACUUCAUCGAGAAACGCUAUGUGGAGCUGAAGAAGGCGAACCCCGACCUGCCCAUCCUAAUCCGCGAGUGCUCCGAUGUGCAGCCCAAGCUUUGGGCCCGCUACGCAUUUGGCCAAGAGAAGAAUGUCUCUUUGAACAACUUCAGUGCUGAUCAGGUAACCAGAGCCCUGGAGAAUGUGCUACGUGGCAAAGCCUGAAGCCUCCACUGAGGAUUAAGAGCAAGAGCCCCAGAGCCUGAGCUCUGCUGGACUGAGUACAAUGUGGAGAAAUGUGUUCUGUUCUUUAUAAAGCUUGUGCUGAAAAUGCUGUC
Molecule: messenger RNA, 471 nt
Organism: Globicephala melas (long-finned pilot whale)
Lineage: Eukaryota; Metazoa; Chordata; Mammalia; Artiodactyla; Delphinidae
Gene: NDUFA2
Product: NADH:ubiquinone oxidoreductase subunit A2
Source: RefSeq, a predicted model, not a curated record